Molecule: messenger RNA, 581 nt
Organism: Physeter macrocephalus (sperm whale)
Lineage: Eukaryota; Metazoa; Chordata; Mammalia; Artiodactyla; Physeteridae
Product: tribbles homolog 3
Exons: 2
Coding region: 225-581 (118 amino acids)
Source: RefSeq, a predicted model, not a curated record
AGGUUUACAUCAUCCGGGCCGGAGCUGUACCCCGGCGCUCGGCGCCCCCGAGACAUUCGCAGCGGAACCAGCGGCAGCUCCGCACGCGUCCGGCUGCUGGGGACCGAAGCCAGAGCCCGACCCGGAGCCAAGCUCAGCCACGACGGAGCAGCGCGGGCCACCCAGGGGUGCCUGGGGACUCUGAGCUUGGCCGGCGCCAGGACUCCGUCGCGCGCGAAGGCAGGAUGCGAGCCACCUCUCUGGCUGUUGCUGAGGGUGCCCCCUCCAGGAAGAAGCGGUUGGAGUCGGAUGAUGACCGAAACACUGAGUGUCCCACCCAGAAACAUGCUCGACGUGGGCCUCAGCCCAGGCUGCCCUCCUGCCAACUGCCCCUGAGCCCACCUCCUGCUCCAGUUCACACCCCUGCUGUGACCGCUGCCUCCAGGCUUGGACCCUAUGUUCUCCUGGAGCCUGAGGAGGGCAGCCGGACCUACCACACCCUGCACUGCCCCACAGGCACGGAGUACAUCUGCAAGGUACAUGUCCCAGGGGCCAUUGUCUGCGAGCAUCACAGAGGGCUGGGAAAGGAUUGCCAGGGCUGA